This is a messenger RNA of Cadophora gregata, 1113 nucleotides long. RefSeq lists its product as uncharacterized. Bases 1 to 1113 code for a protein of 370 amino acids. The record is from RefSeq and is a predicted model, not a curated record. Lineage: Eukaryota; Fungi; Ascomycota; Leotiomycetes; Helotiales; Ploettnerulaceae. The transcript has a single exon.
AUGUGCGUCACCAACGUCUACGUUGACCGUUACCCAGACGGCAAGGAAAUUGAGUUCCGUCAAACAUCAUUCUGUCAAUAUGGUCAACCUGGCCGACCUUGCCAGAAGCUUUCCACUGUCGAGAACCCAGUCCGAAAGAUCCAAUUCGGAGAACCAACAACAGAGUACAUGAUGACCGCUCACCACCGGACAUUCCCUCAAACACCACCCCGUUCCGCAGGCAGCUCCCGCCACCGUCAUUCUGGAGACUACUCAUCCGAAGACGGACGUCUCCACCGCCGCAAAUCCAAACGACGCAGCGACGUCCCAGCGUUAAAACCAACACGUACCCACCGCAAAGAGCGCAUCAUCAUCGUCGACUCUCCCCCAACACCAAGAACACCACCCCAAACAUUCCGCACCUUUACGGCGCCAUCAUCCCCAGCCUCACCACCCUUCGGAAAUGGCAGUCCUCUCCCACUUCCCCGUGAACAGCGUGAGCGAGGCCGCCCCGUCAUCGUCGACGAGCGUCCUCUCCUCCGUCACCCUCGCGUCCCCUCCAUCGGCGCCGUCGUAGGCGAGCGUCCCAUCCCCCGCCGCGCACGCUCUCAAUCCAGAAACAUAGCGUGGGACUCUCCAUCCUCAUCGCAUACUUCCUUCGACUCGCGGGCUCGUCGCGAAGCCGAAGAGCAAGAGCGUCGCAUCGCAGCCGAGCGAGACCAGCGCAUCGCGGCUUUAGAGGCCGAGCGUCGUCGCGAACAGCGCAUUCGUGAGCAGGAUGAGGAGAUUAGACGACGACCAGCAGUGCCUAUCCCGCCUCAGCCGUUGCGAGAGAGGCAGUUCUUGAGACCCGUGAUCGACCAGAGUGAGGCUUUGCAUAGCAUGUUGGAGAAUCUGGCGAUUAGAGAUGAGAGGGGAUUAGCGCAAGAGAGGGCGCUAAUUAGUGAGAGUGAGAUGAGGAGGAGGAUGGAGGAGAGAGAAAGGGCUGCGAGAGCGAGAUUGUUUGAGCGCGAGGAAGAACUGAUGAAGGCGAGGUUGCGGGAGAGGCAGAUGCCGAGACGGAGGUUCUCGGUUGGGCCGGGGAAUAGGAGACAUCGUGUGCUCUAUGAUGAUGGAGUUUACCGUUACGAGUGA